UGGGAACAGCGUGACUACUGACAAUGCAUGGAAGAUUAAAAGUCAAGACAACGGCUGAACAGGCUGAAGCCAAACGACUGGAAAGGGAGAAGAAAUUGAAAAUUUACAAUGCUGCUAUGCAAAAAGUGAUGGAAAAGAGGAAGAAUGGGGAAUAUGAUUCAGAAGCUCUUCAUAUCACCGGAGAAAUAUUAUCAGCAAAUCCUGACGUCUAUUCUCUGUGGAAUUUCAGGAAAGAAAUUUUUGAAGCCUGGAAGGAACAAAAGUCUGAGGAGGAGUUGAACAAAGUGUUUCAGGAUGAGCUUUAUUUCGUGGAGACGUGCCUGAGAGCCAACCCUAAGUCUUAUGGCUCCUGGCAGCAGAGGUGUUACAUUCUGACCACAAUGCCACGCCCCAACUGGACACGAGAACUCGGCCUCUGCAACAAGUUCCUGGAGUAUGAUGAGCGGAAUUUCCAUUGUUGGGAUUAUCGCAGAUUUGUUGUUAACCAUGCAGAAAUAUCACCUGAAGAAGAAUUGGAAUUUUCCACAUCCAAAAUUAGCUCAAACUUUUCAAACUACUCUUCCUGGCAUUACCGAAGCAAGUUACUUCCCUUGGUAAAACCAGAUCCAAGUCAGCCAGUUGGUAUCACAGAGGAAGCCUUACUGAAUGAGUUUGAGAUUGUACAGAAUGCUUUUUUUACUGACCCUGAUGACCAGAGUGCAUGGUUUUAUCAUAGAUGGCUGCUGGGAAGGGGCCAGACAAAGCUAGAUGUCCACUCAGUACUGGUGUGUAAAGCUAUGAGUACAGUUACAGUUGGAUUCACCACUCCGAUAUUGAUAGGGAAGGACUAUGCUGUUGGUGUGACUGUGAAUGGGUCAAGGGUCAAUGAUGGCAGCUGGACAGUUCCUGGUGGCAAACACAAGUAUUCGUCUGUUUGGAUAUUGUCAGCUGGAGAGAGGAUUCCAGACGCUGACCUUAAAGUGGACGUCACAGUGACCCAGUGUGGAGAGCCUAAGCCCUGUGUUCAGACCUCAGUUCACAUGCCCAGUGGGUCUGGUCCGGUGUCCUGGCAGCGGUUGACCACAACAGGGAUUACCUUCAGCCAUGAGAUCAGUGCCACAGCCAGCGUAUUUCUCACCAAGGAAUUGGAAUCUUGUCAUGAACUCCACGAACUGGAACCAGAAAAUAAAUGGGCACUUUUGACAAUAGUACUACUGAUGAAGUCCCUGGACCCAGAGAAAUAUGAAGAAGCCAUCUCUAACAACCUGAUCCAACUGGAAACUCUGGACAGCAAACGUCAGAACUACUACAGGGAUCUCAGAAGUAAAUUUCUGCUGGAGAAUGCUAUAGAGAGACUGGACUGGACCACGAAUCAGCUGGAGUUACCUGAGAGAGGACUGACAACUGUAACACACCUGGAUCAUCUGAUGUCGUUAAGGAGACUCAAACUGGCUAAGAAUCGACUCAAGUCCCUGAAGGGGUUCUCCCACCUGCAGGGAGUAGAGGAGUUAGACCUGAGUGAAAAUCAGAUACAGGAUCUGACUGGCCUGGAACAUCUCCCUCUUCUACACACACUAAGCCUAGUCAACAACAAUGUUCAGAGUAUUGAAGACCUUAAUGUGUUGAGAUCUAAUCCUGCAUUGAAAAUUCUACAUCUGACUGGAAAUCCAUGUGUGAAAACAGAAAACUUCCAGAAAAAAGCGUCUGAAGUGUUUCCUCGUGUGAAAAUUAAUAUUUAAAAAUUACUCAGAAAUUUUUCAAAAUGCAUACAGGUUUAUUUCACGACAUUCCUAAACCAUGUUGAUCAUGGUGUGAAAUGUUUACAUGUUUAACGUGACAAAUGGUUUUAAUAUGCAUGAGAGUGUUUGUAAGCAUAAUUUAUUUACCACAGAUCUAAAAGUUUGUUAUGACAGAUUUUAUUUAUGCGUCAAGGUUUGUGCCAUUACAUAAAUUGUAUUUCACACAAUCAAAUUCAUGAAUGUAUCGUAGUAAAACAUUUUCUUCAGGGCAGGACAAUUAUGUUGGUAUCAAAGAGGACAUAUUCGUUGAGUGGUGACAACUGUCAAUCAUGCGGUCCCUGCUUGUUGUGAUACAUAUGCAUUAAUAAAUGUGCUGUGGAAUGAGUAUUUAACCUUGUUCUUAUUCAUAGCAAAGAAAACUGGGUUUACAAUCCUCUGGAUGGUUGUUUCUUUCUUUCAAAAUUAUU
Molecule: messenger RNA, 2185 nt
Organism: Liolophura sinensis
Lineage: Eukaryota; Metazoa; Mollusca; Polyplacophora; Chitonida; Chitonidae
Product: geranylgeranyl transferase type-2 subunit alpha-like
Exons: 13
Coding region: 24-1718 (564 amino acids)
Biological process (GO): protein geranylgeranylation
Cellular component (GO): cytoplasm; Rab-protein geranylgeranyltransferase complex
Molecular function (GO): Rab geranylgeranyltransferase activity; protein binding
Source: RefSeq, a predicted model, not a curated record